UUGGAAUCACGAAAAACAUGGAAACUUAUAUGAGCCGUGGAAUCUGAGGCGAUAUCAUGAUGCUUUCAGGCACUCUUUUAUUCCGAACACGAUCUAAACAAGUUUCAAGUUUUUGACACAAGCCCACUCGCUGUUCUUAGUACCAUCAAUCUACGACAACAAAUAAUCAUGGGCAAAGGAUCCUGCUACUGCGGUAAAGUCUCAUUCACCUAUGAAGGGGAGCCAUUGAACAAGGCAAUUUGCCAUUGCACCGAUUGCCAGAAGAUCUCCGGCUCCGCCUACACAACAAACAUCAUUGUUCCUGUCGAGGGCUUCAACAUUAGUGGUACGCCGAAGAAGUAUUCUGCAAAAGCUGCUACUGGAAGAGAGGUCACCACUGUAUUCUGUGGUGACUGCGGAAGUCCUUUGUGGAGAGAGGGCGAGAUGUCAAAAGACACUCUUGUCGUGAGAGCUGGAUCACUGGAUGAUAAGGGUGCUCUGACGGCAGCCAAGCCAUUGGCAGAGGUCUAUACUAACGAUAGAGCUGGAUGGUUGGGUGAGCAGGAAGGAACAAAGCAGUUCCCUGAGAUGUUCUAGUUGUUUUUCUCUAUGUGACGGCCAAGCUCAUUGGAAAUAGGAAGUUGGAAAUUUCGAAUGAAUCGGCUGAGAUCAAAGCCGAUGAUGAAUGGAGAGCGAGGAUGUCAAACGUCCGGUAUCCGAUAUUGGCUAACAUGCCCAAGUCAGACAGGAAGUCCGGGUACCCAGAUGAUCGGUACGAACAAAGUAUGAGACGAAGAACCACUAACCAUAUAAACGUGUAUAUGCCAC
Molecule: messenger RNA, 807 nt
Organism: Aureobasidium subglaciale EXF-2481
Lineage: Eukaryota; Fungi; Ascomycota; Dothideomycetes; Dothideales; Saccotheciaceae
Exons: 2
Coding region: 169-576 (135 amino acids)
Molecular function (GO): carbon-sulfur lyase activity
Source: RefSeq, a predicted model, not a curated record